CACGAAGAAGGAGCGGCUUUCUGUCCCGCCCGACGCCGACUUUCCUCCGCCGCGGCGCCGCAGACGCUCCGUCGACCUCCCCCCUCUCUUCGUCCCCGCUCUUCGGCCGAGACGGCGCGGACCUUACGGCGACGCCGAGGACCUUCCAGCGUGUCUCGCCAUGGACGCCGUGCGUGACCGCGGGCUGUAGGCGGCGGGAAUAUAACUCCACCUUUUAAAACCUUUUUGGUUUUAAACCUUUUUUUUUUUUGUUGGAACUGUUUACCGACAUUCUUACCACUCAUUCACUCCUAUUUGAACAAGGUGAGUGUGGGAGAAAAAAAAAGAAAGAAAAAAAAAAAGUAUUUUGUGCUAACGUCACUUUUCAAGUAUGCUUAUUUAGUUGUUACUUUGUAACAUGUUAUGGACAUUUACCUGGCCGUGUAAUCACCUGAGUGGAGUUAAAGGCAGCCCCUGAAACUUGACUAUGGGACGAUGGUGAACCCGGGAGGAAACAGCCAGCCGCCGCUGCCGCCGCAGGUGGGCGCCGGGUCCCUGUCGUGGAAGCGCUGUGCCGGCUGCGGGGGCAAGAUCGCCGACCGCUUCCUCCUCUACGCCAUGGACAGCUACUGGCACAGCCGCUGCCUCAAGUGCUCGUGCUGCCAGGCCCAGCUGGGCGAGAUCGGCACGUCGUGCUACACCAAAAGCGGCAUGAUCCUCUGCAGGAACGACUACAUCAGAUUAUUUGGGAACAGCGGCGCCUGCAGUGCGUGUGGUCAGUCCAUCCCUGCCAGUGAGCUGGUGAUGCGGGCGCAGGGCAACGUCUACCAUCUCAAGUGUUUCACGUGUUCCACCUGCCGGAACCGGCUGGUGCCGGGGGACCGGUUCCACUACAUCAACGGCAGCCUGUUCUGCGAGCACGACCGACCCGCGGCGCUCAUCAACGGCCAUUUGACUUCCCUGCAAACCAACCCGCUACUGCCCGACCAGAAGGUGUGUUAGGAGGAGGCGGGACAGGAAGCAGGAAGUGUGCCUUCACUCAUGGCCACACAGACUGAUGGGCCCUCCCUCCACACCACACAGACUGAUGGGCCCUCCCUCCACACCACACAGACUGAUGGGCCCUCCCUCCACACCACACAGACUGAUGGGCCCUCCCUCCACACCACACAGACUGAUGGGCCCUCCCUCCACGCCACACAAACUGAUGGGCCCUCCCUUCCUCCACACCACACAGACUUGCACUUAAGUCCGUACCAGACCUGACCUGACUUAAGUCCACUCAAAGGGACUCUUGAGGACGAGACCCCACUUAACAGGCCCAUAAGAAUCUGUAGUUUGUUUUGCCCAGAGACAUUUCAGGAGGCGGACUGCUUUCUUCCUGUUUUCUAUCGUCACGACAACAUGGUGAUCCUACUUCUUUUAUUGUGGAGGGAUUCUAAAUCCUUUUUCUUUUUUUUUUUGUAUUCAUUUCCUCUUUGCCGGUGUCAACAAGAUGGCUCUUUGUGCACAAGUCGGUGUAUUUGUGAGAUGAGCAGGUGUGUACAGGUGUGUACAGUAUGCAUGUUAAUGUCCUUGGUGUCCCCGCCCCCAUGGCCACGCCCCCACGUCGUGUAGCGUCGCCCCACAUUUUAUCGCUGAAUGAAAGAGAAAUUUAUUUGUGAUAUUUUCCAAGACAUUUGCUUCAGUACGGUGUAUUUAAUUAAUAAAAAUAUGGAAGAUUUAA
This is a messenger RNA of Entelurus aequoreus (snake pipefish), 1705 nucleotides long. It is a transcript of the gene lmo4b, whose product is annotated as LIM domain only 4b. The coding region runs from base 475 to 981 and encodes 168 amino acids. The record is from RefSeq and is a predicted model, not a curated record. The transcript is spliced from 5 exons. Lineage: Eukaryota; Metazoa; Chordata; Actinopteri; Syngnathiformes; Syngnathidae.